This is a messenger RNA of Funneliformis geosporum, 168 nucleotides long. Lineage: Eukaryota; Fungi; Glomeromycota; Glomeromycetes; Glomerales; Glomeraceae. The record is from the annotation of a GenBank genome assembly.
GUACAAAAUCAACCAAAAUCUAACAUAAAUCCUUAUGAUGACAAUUCUGAACAAAGUGUUAAUGAGUUUUCUGAAUCUUCUGAAUAUACCACCAAAGAAGAUAAUAUUUCAGAUAGUAGUAAUUAUAACAUUUUAGACAAGAUUCAAUAUAACGAAGAUAGCAACUGA